CCGUGGGUUUAACACACAGCUUUGCAUUUGCAUCGGCGAAUCAUGCAUUACUCAACAAUAUGUAGAUUGGCACCCAUAACUUUUGACCCCAUAAGACACAUGACUGGCUGUCAAUGAUCAAUUGGGCAAGAUGGCUGGAGAACUGUACCCGCAAGAGUCCAUUCAUAAUUUCAUUGAAAAGAAAGUCAUCAUCGAGCGGCCAGAAAGGUAUGUGUCCAAGUUCAGGCCGGUAGUUAUAGAAGAAUGCAGGCCAACAAAUUACAUGAAAACAAUGGGGCCAACCAGAGUGGAUGUGCCAAUCCCAACUAAUUACCUAAAAAAGCACUCAAAAGAACCUCAACUACCUGAGAUAAAACAACAUGUCAGGAUUAAUUGCACCUGUACCACCAAAAAACCAGCCGUCCCUUCUGGGCCAUUUCUACCACCUGUUAGCAUCCCAAUCAAGAGGAAGACAACCACGCCGAAGGGGACCAAACAGUCUCCAUGUGUUGUUGACACAAACAAAGGACAUAAGGAGCUUCAUAAUAGAAACUCGGGACUUGUCCCUGUGUACAUAAGGAAAAAGGAUUAUGGAGAGGUACCAAAUUAUUUGAUGCGACGUAAAGCAAAGCAUCAAAAGGCGCUGGAGGAAUACAACAUUAAUUUGAAGAAGCAGGAAGAACACGAAACUAUGAAAUACCUUUCAGACAAGGAGUGUCAAGCCAUCAUUGAGGACCUAAAGAAGAAAUACAAUGAGCUGAAUGUCGAGUACCAGCGCCUCCCAUUUAUAAUUGACACCCCAUCAAUGAAAACACGUAAAGUACGCUUGGAGGUGGAAAUGAAGCAGCUGGAAGACGACAUUAAACUCCUUGACAGGUUGGAGUCCAUCUGCAAAAACAAAUAGCGAAUGGAUGUGCCCAUGGUGUCUUCCAUCCAUGGCAUCUACUGAACUCAAGUUGGGAACAAUUCAAAUGUUGAAAUGUUGAAAUGAUGUGAUGGGAAAUUGCUGUAUGAUUGGUGUCAGAGUUCUAUUCUGUCCUAUAUCAGCGAUCAAAUGUUUGUUACGUCUUAACAGAUGAGUGUUACAUUUCUUAAUGUUGUUCCUACAGAUACUAUAGAGGACAUAUCGUCUCCGAGGCAGACUUACUUAAAAAAUGUUUUUUUACAUUCUGCUAAAUGUGGCCUUUGCAAAGUAUUUGUUUUUUACUCGUUUUUAGGAAGCUGUCGUAAGGUUGUUAUACAAUUCAGCACUAAAACCUGAAAUGCACAUAUUGCUAAUGUUUAAAAGGCCUGGAACUUCACACUUGAUUGUCAAGUCAAUUCCUAGGAUUGACCUCAACAAAAUGGCAUAGUUGAGUAAGCCAGUUGUAUUUUUGUGAAUAUAAUUGUAUUAUAUUUUUCCAUCUGUGUAAAGAGCUUGUGAUUGUAACUUGUCAAUAUGUAACAAAGU
Nerophis lumbriciformis (worm pipefish) is the source of this 1429-nucleotide messenger RNA. RefSeq names its product enkurin-like. The record is from RefSeq and is a predicted model, not a curated record. Gene Ontology annotation, cellular component: acrosomal vesicle; axonemal microtubule. NCBI's taxonomy places the organism in Eukaryota, Metazoa, Chordata, Actinopteri, Syngnathiformes, Syngnathidae. Gene Ontology annotation, molecular function: calmodulin binding.